Molecule: messenger RNA, 2050 nt
Organism: Mizuhopecten yessoensis (Yesso scallop)
Lineage: Eukaryota; Metazoa; Mollusca; Bivalvia; Pectinida; Pectinidae
Exons: 3
Coding region: 272-634 (120 amino acids)
Source: RefSeq, a predicted model, not a curated record
UAGCAGAACAGCGGUUUCUGUGGCACGUGUGCCGUACACUUGGGACCCAGAUCCGCGCAUGCUUACGGGGAUCUUUCAAUUGAACUCCCUCAGACUGCAGGUGUUUUGGAAUCCUUUCAGAACGCAAGUUUCCACACAGACUGAUAUGAAAGAAAUAUCCAGAAAAUCUCACACGUUACCAUUUGGUGAAUAUAGUGAAAGAAUUGGUUUCCUCUACUAGUUGAAAGUCUCGGGACAGGGAGUGAAAGCUAGUCAUUUCCCCUGAAACAUCAUGAUGUAUCUCGGAGACGUUUUAUUGUCCAGCUUCAAGAGGAAGAUUUGGGUGCUCAAUACUCUUGUUACAAUGGCAAUGGCGGCGGGAAAUUCUACAAAAACACCAAAAGACAACUCCCAGUUUCUGACGGAUGAGAUGGUGACAGGUCUGUGUAUGGGAUUCGGCUUUAUCAUCGGGCUAAUCACCUUCAUCUGUAUCAUUUGGUGUUUAUGUUGUGGAUCGGGCUGUCGAAAGUCAGACGAGAAAAAGGGGCGCGUUGGCCCCUCUCCCUCACCGGGACGAACGGCCCCUAGCACAAGGUCGACAACUGCGAAUACUUAUUCAACAGGAGAAGGACGCUCUCAAUCAGGAAGAAGCUAAUCUUUGUGAAACCGGAAGUUUCAAACCGGAUGUUUAUGAUGCGCAGGUGCUACAGAUUGUUAAAGGAUGAGAUUUUUAUAAAGUGUUACAAGAAAUAAUAGAAUGGUUUAUGUUUAGUAGGAAGACUUUGUGGUGGACUCAAGUGCUAUAGGGCUGUAAGUUUGUUCAUUGUCGAUGCGCCACAGCGCCUACUUAAGUAUAGGAGAAUGUGAUAAAAUAUGGAAAUAUAUUGACCAACAUGCAUGUAAAUAAACUGUUUAUAUUGUUGGACGAUGGUAAACAUGUAGAACAUACAAUACUUGUGUAAACGUUUCUAUACAAACACCUGACACCCGUGUAUAUUCUGUCACUUGGUUCACCUUUACAACCCCAGUACACACAACACUCUGGGGAUCAACAAGGUGUGUUCAGCUGGUUGAUUGUUCUAUUCACUGCUCUACCAUGAUAUAGUAUUAGCUGAGUUAUUAUAUAGAGAUUGUAAAGAUUACAUGAGAAAUAAUACCUGUAUAUCCAAUGGAAAUAAGAAACAUAAAAUAUUCCAUUAACUACACUUUAAGGAAUAUUACUAUAUCAUUUUGAUAAUGCAUUGAUGCUGAAGGGAUGGAGUAGCUCUGUAGCAAAUAUUUGUCGAAAGUGUAGACGUAUGGAUAUAUUUAUGCUGCAAGAACACAAGUAUGUGGUAAGAAAUAAUGUUGGAAGUAUACAAUAUUGACAAUGAAUACAUUCAUACAUGUAAAUUUAUCUCUGUAUCAUUUUGCACCUUUUGAAUGUUAUUCAAAGCUGUCCCCCCCCCCCUCUCCACAGAUCCAAUUCGCCUACCCCAGCCUUCCCCUCCUCUUGCAUUCGUUAUGAUCAGCAAUAUACAUGUUAUGCAAUGCACCCGUUCUUUGAACCCGAGUUCUCCAGCUCACGCCUCAUGCUACUUAUACCGUCCAUCAUACUUAUGUAGAUCUGUCUAGCUAACGAGUGAAGAAACUUCACCAGAAUCAAACGUGUUAUCAAGUCGCAAUCAAACCCAUAGAUGGUGUUUGUUAGAUACAUUAAUCAUAACAUACAAAUGUAGUCCUACUGUAUUACGUCAUCACUUAAAUAUUUACAAUGUUUUAGUUAAGCAUAGGUUUUAUAGGUUGUAUAGAUUUAAGCUAUUAUUAGGUACUAAAAUUAUAGGUAAAAAAUAGUAUAGGUUAUGUGUAGGUCAUAGGUAUUAUACGUUAUAGAUAUAGGUUAUAUCUAUUAUAAACGCUUUACCUAUCGUAGGUUAGAUUAUAAAGGUAAUGGUAUUCAGUAUGUGUGUGUUACAGGUUUUACAGUGGAAUUCCUACAUGAUAUUGAUUAUAAAUAUGUAUAUAUCAUAAUACAGUAUCAUAGGUUAUUCUUUUAUAUUAAAGUUGCAUUCAGAUGAAUAUAUAUGUUAUC